AUGAGGGCAGAGCGUGGUGCUGAUGCAUUUUAUAGCAAAGUGACCGAAGAAUUUGCCAAAAAGCAAAGAAGAAUUAAAAUCAUUAAUGAAGUCAGAUACUCCACCAACACAAAUGUCAGAAGUGAAAUUGAAAAUGCCCUCAAGCUUAUGAAAGCAGAUAAAACUCCACGGAAAAAUGGCAUAACAACAGAGGUGUUAAGUAGGAGAGGAGAAGAGCUGUGGAAAAUACUUGUUCUAUGCUUCAAUCACCACCUGAAGGAGAAUCAAAUACUGUUACCAUGGGAAGAGUUACACAGAAUCUUAUUUCACAAGAAGGGUGAUAAAGAAGAUCUAAGAAACUAUAAUCCCAAGGAGAUUAGUGAAGCUACUGCUUUGAAAGAGAAAGGCAACACUUUAUUUAAGAAUGGCCAGUAUGAAGAAGCUGUCAGCUACACCGAAGCUUUGAAUAUCAGCGAUGUUCCUACUGAAGAGAAAAUAGCCUGCCUUAAAAACCGAAGUGCUUGUUAUCUUAAAACAAAACAGUAUCUGUUUGCUGUUUCAGAUGCUACUGAAGCUCUCAAAGAAAAUCCUCAUGAUACAAAAGCUUUGUAUCGGCGUUGCCAAGGAUACCAAGAGUUGGGACAAAUUGAAGAUGCUUACAAAGAUGCUACACAAUUAAUUAAAAUAGAUCCAAAAAAUCAAGCUGUCCAGAUAAUUAUGCAAAAACUUGUGUCUCCAAUGCAGGAAAAAGUUAAAGAACGUACAAGUAUGGAUGGUAAAGUUGCUCAGAUGUUCAGUUUGGCAUUCCAGGAUAAUCCAGAUGUGACAAGAGAAACAAAACUAACGGCAACCAACAACAUUAUAGUUCUUGCUCGUGAGGAAUCCGGAGCUCAGAAAAUAAUCAGAGAAAAUGGUAUUUUUUUCCUUCACAAAAUGGCACUAAUGAAAGAGGAUUCUGAACUUCAGCAAGCUUCUUACCGUGCAUUGGCUAACCUUGCAGAAAAUAGCCGAAUUCGAGCAGAAAAAAUUCUAAAAGAAAUAAGUCUUCCAGUGGUAUUGGAAACAUUGAAUACUUCUAAUGAGAAACUAUGUGUGACAGCUUCUCAACUUAUAUCCGGUAUAAUCAAUGCUAUUACAGAUGUUGAUGCAUUCAAAGCACUUGUCAAAGAACAGACUGCUAUGAAAAGAAGAGGAGAACGUGUGAAGCCAGCAAAAUUUACAAUAGAUGAAGCAGCUCAAACAUUUGUUGAUGAAAUCUUCAGUUCAUUGACUAAAAUGUUACCCAGUCGCAAGCUAGCAGCUAGAGGUCGAGAUGCCAUCAUGGAGAUCUUCAUUAAAUACAUUACAGGAGUGAGUGGUGUUGGGUGGAGCAAAAAAUUUAUGGAAAGUGAAGGCCUUUAUAGUUUAUUAACCAUUGCUGGCAUCCAUUGUAAAGUUGAAUCAGUGAUCAAAGUGACUAUGCAUUCAAGAAUGCAUUCGGCAUUACUACUAACGAGGAUCUAUGAUGAUAUGAUUGGUGAUAAACAAAGAGAUCAUUUUAAAGAACGUUGUCAUGACUACUUCAAAGAUACAUUUGGUGAAGGAGACAUUGAUUCUACGGUGGAGGCUGUUAGAGCAAUUACCACCUUAUUACAGGGUCCAUAUGAUGUUGGAAGUAUGUUAAUAAGCAUGGAAGGUGUACUUGGAAUUCUACUUUCAAUGUCCAAAAGUGAAAAGAAGCUCCAUCAGAUGGUAGCUGUUGAGGCUUUAGUUUGUUCAGCAUCAAAAAAAGAUAAAUGUGUUGGAAUUUUGAAAGAUGCUAUUCCUGUCUUAGAUUCUUUGUAUGAAUCUUCAGAUCCUGAAAUCCAAGUGCGUGCGCUUGUGGGCUUGUGUAAAAUGGCUUCCUUCAAAGGAACAGACUACAGUAUCAAAACUCUUGAAGAUGGUGAGAAUAUUAUUUUAGCUGAAGAUUGUCUGAAAUUCCUAACCAAUCCUGAUGACAAAGAAUUGUGGAAAUGGGCAACAGAAGGCUUGGCUUACUUAUCUUUGGAUGCUGAUAUCAAGGAACUCAUCAUGCUAAAUGUUCCUGCUCUUCAUUCCUUGAUUGAAGUUGCAAAGCAUGCUAAUGAUAAGAUCACAACUUAUGCUGCAAUCACUGUAUUUGUGAAUCUGACUAAUUCUUAUGAUAAACAAGAUGUACCAGAAGAGAUUAAAGAAUUAGCAAAAUUUUCCAAGCAUCAUGUACCUGAAGACCAUCCAAAGGACAGCUUAGAAUAUUCAAAAGCACGAACCAGAAAACUUGCUGAAGAAGGUAUGGUGUCAGCUUUAGUUGAAUUGUCAAAGACUGAAAGUGAAAAUAGCCGGGAGCAAAUCUGUAGGGUAUUUAUUGCUUUGGUUUAUGAAGCAGAUAUGCGUGGCCUAGUGGUUCAAGGAGGUGGUGCUAAGGCUUUGAUAUCUUUGUUCUUGGACAACACAGAAGCCGGUAAAGAAUGUGCAGCUCACAGCCUUGCUAAAAUUGGUGUAACUAUGGAUCCUAAUAUUGCAUUUCCUGGACAGAGAAUGUAUGAAGUGGUGCGACCUAUGAUUCAUCUUCUUGACAUCAACCGAACAGGACUGCAAAACUUUGAAGCUCUCAUGGCUCUGACAAACCUUGCAUCAGUUGGUGAACCUGUUCGAAAACGGAUUUUGGCAGAAAAUGGAUUUCCUCAGAUCGAGCACUAUCUGUAUGAAGAGCAUGAUAUGAUCCAGAAAGCUGCAACAGAGUGCAUAUGUAAUAUGGUCAUGAGUGAAGAUGUGGCAAAACUGUUUGAAGGAGAAAAUGACAGAGUGAAAUUAUUGUUACUUUUCACUUCCAAUGAAGAUCAAGCAACAGCACUUGCAGCAUCUGGAGCCCUUGCAAUUUUGUCUAGCAGUGUUAAAAUAUGCCAGAAAAUAGUUCAGGUGAAAAACUGGCUCGAUCAUAUGUUGGCACUGGCAGUGAAUGAAAAUAUUCAAAUACAGCACCGUGGUAUUUAUAUUAUUACCAAUAUGAUUAGAGCAGAGAAAGAUAUAGCAGCAAAUAUAAUUGAAAGCCAAAUUCUAGAAGUUCUAAUGGCUGUAUAAUUUGAAGACUCUGAAAAAACCAUGAUUCGUGAAUGUGCUGAAGCCGCCUUACUGAAAGCUGCAGAAUAUGAACUAAUAAAACCAGCACAAGAAAAUGGUGAAGGGAGUUAGUUGUUCAAUGUUAACCGAAUAUUAUUUAUUCUCCACAAAUUACCAGUGUCCUCAGUUAUUACCUCCGCCUUAGUGAAGGCGGUGGUAUUGUUUUCAGUUGUGUUUGUUUGUUUGUCCAUGGACAAGAUAUCUCAAGAACCUCUUGAUGGAUUCGGAUGAAACUUUCAGGGAUGUUUGGCCU
This is a messenger RNA of Octopus sinensis (East Asian common octopus), 3352 nucleotides long. Its product is annotated as protein unc-45 homolog B-like. The record is from RefSeq and is a predicted model, not a curated record. Gene Ontology annotation, molecular function: Hsp90 protein binding. NCBI's taxonomy places the organism in Eukaryota, Metazoa, Mollusca, Cephalopoda, Octopoda, Octopodidae.